Messenger RNA from Ylistrum balloti, 870 nucleotides. RefSeq names its product LIM/homeobox protein Awh-like. Gene Ontology annotation, biological process: neuron differentiation; regulation of transcription by RNA polymerase II. Bases 1 to 870 code for a protein of 289 amino acids. The transcript has 5 exons. Lineage: Eukaryota; Metazoa; Mollusca; Bivalvia; Pectinida; Pectinidae. The record is from RefSeq and is a predicted model, not a curated record. Gene Ontology annotation, molecular function: RNA polymerase II transcription regulatory region sequence-specific DNA binding; DNA-binding transcription factor activity, RNA polymerase II-specific. Gene Ontology annotation, cellular component: nucleus.
AUGAGACUGACGGACUCAAGUUUUGAGUAUGAGGAUGAGGAGUAUAAAUAUAUCACUGUGUUCGAUGACAACGAUGAAGAUGAAUCUAGCGAGUUCAAAACCAAGUACUUAAGGAUGAUCAAGCCUGACAGUGAGAACGGCGACCUUUGUUUUGGGUGUGGUGACCUGAUAUCUGAUCGGUUCCUGCUGAGGGUGGAUGGUCAAUCUUGGCACAUGUCCUGUCUACGCUGUUGUGUCUGUCAAACCAACCUGGAGCGCCAGACCUCAUGCUACAUCAAGGAGGGACACAUCUACUGCCGGACAGACUACACAAGGUUAGGAGAAUUCGGUGUGAAGUGUGCCAAGUGCUUCCGGUCAAUCCAAGCCAACGAUUGGGUAAGACGAGCACGUGACCACGUGUUUCAUCUCGCAUGUUUUGCCUGUGACAAUUGCAAGCGCCAGCUAUCCACGGGUGAAGAGUUCGCUCUACAGGAGGGGAAAGUACUCUGCAAGACACAUUACAUGGAAACUCUCGAAGGUGGUCCGAGAAAAGAUUCUGAAGGAAGUCAGAAGUCGAAGACAAAACGCGUCCGUACGACAUUUACAGAGGAUCAAGUACAAGUUCUACAAGCCAACUUUCAUCUCGACAGCAACCCAGACGGACAAGAUCUGGAGAGAAUUGCCCAGAUCACGGGACUUUCUAAACGCGUGACGCAAGUGUGGUUCCAGAAUUCAAGAGCGAGGCAAAAGAAACAGCAGCAGCAACAGACACAAAGCGGGAACACCAGUCCAUCAUCAUUGUCCUCGCCAUCUAAACUCUCCAGUCCAUCUAAUUGGUACAUCGGUUCCGAGAGCCCUAUGAGUGAAGACAGUCCGGCGUUUUCAGAUUGA